Molecule: messenger RNA, 4068 nt
Organism: Symbiodinium necroappetens
Lineage: Eukaryota; Dinophyceae; Suessiales; Symbiodiniaceae
Source: the annotation of a GenBank genome assembly
AUGCAGGACCUUCAGCAGCUCGGGGUCUCGAUUUUCAACAGGAGCCCCGGUCACGGGAUUGCCUUUCUCGUUGCGAUCGGCAUCGUGCGUGAUUUUCCUGUGGAGAUCAACAACUUUCUGGUGAGGUUAAAUGCUGACCGGGAGAAGAUAGGCGAUUAUCUGAGCGAGGAAUAUCCGACCGCUCAGACCUUGCGCUUGGAGUUCCUGAACUCUCUGCCGCUCUUGGGGACUGGAGUUCUGUCAGCGCUACAGACAGUCUCGCAUGACCUGACGCUUCCGCGUGACUGGAUGAAGGUGGAUCGGCUUCUGCGGGGUGUUGCGCACUUCUGGUGGAAGCAGCACGAGGAGGAGAUCAAUGAGCGCCGGAACGAAGGCGGUGCCAGCUCUUUCCGCGAUGCGCCAGACGACUCAGGCGAACUGAUUGGUCUGGACCUUCAGCGUGCAUUGCUUGGGACAGAGGGCUUUCACAGGCUCCUGUUCUCAACGCUGAUGCUGUACAGGUGGCUGAGAGAUGGCCACGAGAUGCCACUCAACACCUGGGUGCAACUGAAUGCCGGCAUCGAGGGUGCCGGGAAUGAUUUUCCUUUCCAUGUCCAGAUGGCCAUCCACAAGGCAAUCAGCUCUGGUGAGCUGAAGCUCCAAGUCGACCGGACGCUUUCCCCGGUGAAGCCUCCCACUCCAUCCCUGCGGGGUCGUGCCUUCGUGCGCUACAACGGCCGGCCCCAGACUGACGGCGAUCUGGCUCACUGGCCACAGGCGUCACCACACGUUCUUGCUGCGGAAGGAGGUGUCCUCGCGGCUGGAAGGAUGUCUCCGCAGCCGGCGUUGUGUCUGCAAGGCUCUCGAGCAAGGAUGUCAUUGACAGCAUUUGCACAGCCUUUCGAUGCUGGUGGGUCAGGAACCACCGACGAAGAGGUGACAUGGUUGCGUUUGCAUCAGUGGCUGCUCCUGCUGGCCUCCAGUGACGAUGCCGCCCCUUUCGCCUUUGUGUCACUAAAGAAAGUAGCACUUCUUCGGGCUGAUGCCCGCGUGCUGCAGAUCACGCUGGCCCGCAGAGUUGAAGGGGACUGGCCGUCGGUCACAGUGGACGACGAUUGGCUGGAGCUGUGCCUCCUGCUGGGCGACGGACGGUUUCAGGUCUUGGAGGCUCCAGAGCUGAUGAUGAGGUUUGAGGAUGAAGCGGACUUCCAGAACUGGGCCGGAUACUUGCGGGAACUGUGCUGUGAAGACCCGGACCGGCGUCGGGCUGCACUCAAGGUCCCACCAGUGAUUGUGGCUGGCCUGAUCGACACUCUGAUCCAAGUUGGCUGUGCAGCACUCGUCUUGCGAGAUCACAAACGUCUCACCAAAGGCCAUUUGCGACAUGAUGCUGGUGCAAAGACAGCAGCGCAAGAGCAAGAAGUAACCGUCCAUUGCGUACCGAAGCUGCUGCCCGUGCAGCAGGACACUGAAGGGGGUCUGCCACGACUGCUGUGCGGCGGGCGCAGCAACGAAAGGGCUGCGACUGCGCCCGAAGGAUCCUCCAACCGCUCGCUCAGCCUUGAGGAUGAGGAGUUGCUGUGUGAACCUGUGACCGUGAGCCACCUGAGCCUCUCAGCUGCAGACCCUUUGACUGCGCAGGCCAGACACCUCGUGUCGCCAAAACGUGCCCCUGUCCCCCUUGGUGCGGAGAAAAAGCCUCGUGACCAAGCAGGAGUUGGCAGCUACCUCGCCUCUGCUUCGACCGCCGCGACUGCCAGUGUCACGGAGUUUCUCGAAGUCUCGGCUGAGUUUCCGAGCUCUUUGCUUGGCACGAUUGCUAUUUCGCAAUGUCAUUUCGAGUGUACGGACGAUGAAAAGUCUCCUUGCCCUAGCAUCUCUGCUAGCAGCAUCGACACAACUAGAACCUACCCACGUGCUGUUGAACUUAUCGUAGAGGAAGCGGAGGAAGACAUCAAUCGGCCUUGGGGCACUGUGGAGCGGACGUUCAAAGCUUUCUGCGGAACCAAGCCAGGUAUGGAUGGAAAGUCAUUUGCAAAGCUUUGCAAGGAUUCCUCCUUGGUCGAGAAGAAUCUUACCAAGACAGAUGUGGACAUUAUCUUUGCGAAGGUCUGCAAGAAGGGGCACCGUCGAAUCGGGCUGGAGCAGUUCGAUGCAGCCCUGGAGAUGAUCGCAGACAAGAAGACCUUGACUUUAGAGGAGGUCUGGUGCGCAGUAAGGUGUUGUGGAGGGCCCGUCCUCAACAGCACCAAAGCGGAAACAGUGCGGUUCUAUGACGACAAGAGCCUCUACACGGGAACUCAUGCACAAGGAGGGCCUGAUCCUGGCAGGAAGGGAAAAGGUACACUGACAUGGACCACAGCUCUGCGUGACGAGCCUUCGCAAGGCAGCGCCAACACGCCAGUGCCAAACUCCCCACGGGAUCCCGAGUUCUCGCCACCGGAACUUGAGAAGCGACCUCGAUCCGUGAGCUUGAGCGAGAAGAAGAUCUCUCAGCAGCUGCGAGGCAAAGACGGCACAGUAGAGGAUACCUUUAAGGCUUACUGCGCCAACAAGCCCGACAUGGAUGGGAAGGGCUUCGUCAAACUCUGCAAAGACUGCGAGUUGGUGGACGACAGUUUGACACUGAUUGAUGCAGAUCUUAUCUUUGCAAAGGUGGUGUCCAGGGGCCACCGACGGAUCAUCCUGCGCCAAUUCAAGGAGGCUCUCCGGUUGAUUGCCGACAGGAAGGGCAUCGACGAAGAAGAGAUCUGUCAGCGUGUCGCCGAAUCGGAGGGGGUGGUUCACGAAGGAACCACUGCGGAUUAUGUGCGGUUCUUUGACGACAAGAGCACCUACACGGGCACUCAUGUCUAUGGAGGUCCGGACAGCAGUGCCAGAACCAGUGCCGACCAAUUCUGGAGCUCGAUGCUGCGCCCCGAGGGGGAGGAGGACAGGCUCCCUGAGAUGGUGGUGACCAAGAUCUGUGAGACCAGUCCCCAAGGGAGCAAGGCGAAGGCGACCCCAGUGCAGCCCAAGGCAAAGCCCCGUGCGCGCUUGGCGAUCACCGCAAAGAGCAAGCCACCGACUGGGGACAGCCAUGACUUUACCAUGGUCUUCACCGAUGUGCAAGGCUCCACAUCACUCUGGGAAGCUAACCCUCGUGCUAUGGAACUGGCUCUGAGACUUCACGACGCGACCAUCAGGCAAGUUCUUGCCAAGCACAGCGGUUAUGAGGUCACAACAGAAGGCGAUGCCUUCCAAAUAGCCUUCCAUGAUACUGCAGAUGCAGUGGCAUUCUGCCUGGACACACAGCAAGAGCUCUUACGAUGUGAUUGGCCAAAUGCCACACUCUCGCAUCCGGACGCAGCUGCCAGCAGUGACGGAGCCUGGCGCGGGUUGCGUGUGCGCAUGGGUCUGCAUUCCGGCCGCCCGGCCUCCGUCACGAAGCACGAGGUCACUGGACGAUGGAGAUAUGCGGGGCCAUCUGUUGCAAUGGCCAAGGCUAUAGAGGGUGUUUGCCAUGGUGGGCAGAUCAUCAUGUCUGCAAGCAGCUUUUACCUCAUUGAUGGUUUGCUGACUUCGCUUGGAAGUCCACAGGUUGUAGACUUGGGGGAUCACAUCUUGGAAGGGCAUGGCCUCACGGAAGACUCGUCCAGAACUGGAUGUUCUGGCCGUGCCAGAGUGCAGCUAAUUCAACUCGUGCCAGAUGCCCUUGCCCACGACUGGUCUGGUGAAGAUCCUGACGACACGUCGACUCUGGUAGGUGGCAGAAAAUUCGCGCCGGUAGUCAGCGAGCAGCGCGUGUCGCCGGGCUUCGAGGGCUCCCCUGCUGGGUCGUCCAUCACUCUCUGCUUCGUUUUCACCCAGGGUGCCCGCGAGUUGGUCGCGACAGACCCAGGGCUGGCAGUGCAGUCACUUGGGCUCCUGCGUGGAUGUUUGCGUGAAGUUCUACGACAUGCUGGAGAUGGCAGCGGGUACGAGUGCCAGGAGGAUGAGGGCGCCUUCAUGCUGGCUUUCGGCAGCAUGCUGGACGCGGCGGUCUUCUCAAUACUGUUGCAGCGCAAGCUACCGCAGCUUCCGUGGCCUGAUGAGUUGCGACAGCGAGGA